CACGAAAUUGAAUAGAGGUUAGAAAUAACUGUCAAAGUGUUAAUUAAUAAUUAAUCAAUUAAUUGUUAAUAAUUAAAUGAAGUAAUUAUUGUUUAUCGCAGUAUCAUUGAAUGUCAUCUAUGAACAUAUAAAUUAAAGACGAUGAUUUAGAAACGUUGUUUACCGUUCGUGAGUAAUAUCGACCGUUUAAAAAAAGGUGAAAAAUCAUGGCGCUUGAGUGUGCUCCGCAAUUAAUAAAAAAAUUGUGAAUUACAAAUAUAAGAAGUUUAUCAAAAAGUUUUGCAAUUUUGUUGAUUUAUCAAUAUAUUAAAAAUGUCUCAAUGUUUUAGAACAAUAUCUUAUAAAUUUCCACCAUUUAUUGGCACGAAAAAACAAGUCUCACAAAUGAGCCGACAGCUGCCAAAACACAUAAAAUGUUCAACAUUUUUGGAAGAGUUUUUUGGAACACGAAACAUUUUAAAUUCACAAACGUUACGAGAUGUAUCGAAUGAAAUUAUUCUACCUUAUCUUGCAUUUAAAAAUAAAAUUGUCUCGUCACUGGAUAUUCCUCCUCGAGAGAAUCUCAUUUCUUUGAGAGAUAAUGUCAGAAAAGAUGUGAGACAAGUAAAAUAUAAAGACCUUCGUAGACAUCAUCUUUCAAAUGUGAAAUCCAUUGAUUUUUUACUCGAGGAAAAUUGGAGGAUUAGACAAAAAUUUUCGAAAAUUACACGAAAACACAAUAAAGAUGGAAAUGUGAUUCUUUAUGACAAAUUUUCCAUCAUUAAUAAUGAUUUGCAUAUUAAUAAAAUUAUUUCACCAGAUAAAAAUAAUUCCGAAAUUGUUUUUAUGAGUGGAGGAAAUAAUCUACAGACAGAAAAUGAAAAAAAUGUCUCUAAUGUUAAUGAAACACCGAGUCAAGAGAAACUUGAAAUUAUUUUUAAUAAAUUGAAAAAAGAACUACCACUUCUAUUUAUCAGAACAUUAGAUUAUAGAAUAUACCAUAAAGAUUUUGUAUUUGAAAACAAUAUUCGAGGAACAAGAACGACAGGAAUUUUUCCUUACGUGAGACAAAUUGCUUUAUUAAGAACUCUUGGACAUAUAAAAUUUGCAUACGUUAAAUUUGAUAUAUUAAAAAUGACUAUGCACCCAGAGGAUAACAGCAUAAAAAUUCGUUGGCGCAUUAAUGGAUUGCCAGGAUAUAAAAUUUUACUAAUGUUUUGGAAAUUCAAUGUUUUCAAAAUUCAGGAAUCUAAAAAGCUCCAAGAAUCAUGGUACGAUGGAUUUUCGACAUUUUAUGUUGGAGCUGAUGGAUUAAUUGUGAAACACAUAGCCGAUAAAAUGAUGCCAGAUCAAGAGAAGACGCCGGUGAAGAAGGAAGAAUCAGUUCCAGUUGCAGCCAAAUUAACAUUAUUUUCAAAUGUAAAAAAUAUUAAACAACUAUUGCCAGAUGUGGCAAUUCUAUUUUCUAACAUUGGCAAAGUAUUAUCAUACAAUGGACGAAAAUGGACAUUUUUUGAGAAAAUUGCAUUUAAAAUGAAAUGAGGUACACACAAUGAAUAUUUAUAUAAUAGAGAAAAUUAAAUACGCA
Molecule: messenger RNA, 1567 nt
Organism: Leptopilina boulardi
Lineage: Eukaryota; Metazoa; Arthropoda; Insecta; Hymenoptera; Figitidae
Exons: 6
Coding region: 313-1521 (402 amino acids)
Source: RefSeq, a predicted model, not a curated record